Molecule: messenger RNA, 3217 nt
Organism: Silurus meridionalis
Lineage: Eukaryota; Metazoa; Chordata; Actinopteri; Siluriformes; Siluridae
Gene: mlx
Product: MAX dimerization protein MLX
Exons: 8
Coding region: 176-907 (243 amino acids)
Biological process (GO): regulation of transcription by RNA polymerase II
Cellular component (GO): nucleus
Molecular function (GO): RNA polymerase II cis-regulatory region sequence-specific DNA binding; protein dimerization activity; DNA-binding transcription factor activity, RNA polymerase II-specific
Source: RefSeq, a predicted model, not a curated record
UCCCCCACUUUGUUCUUUAGUGGUGGUAGUAGUAUGGGUGCAUCCCAAAUAAUCACGUACUACUUAUACACGCGUGCUAUUUUAAGUGGUAGCGGCUCCGGAUGCACGCGCACUACGUAGUGCACUUUGUACCCGAUAGAGCGCGGUUUGGCACACAGCCCAUGUUUACUUCAAGAUGACGGAGCAGAGCGCUUCGCCGGAGGAGCCGUGGCAGAAAACAGACGGCGCUUUCAGCGACAGUUUUGACCACAAUUUCUUCGCAGAAAGUGCCCGUAAAGGAUCGGUGGUCUCCAGAGCCAACAGUAUCGGGUCCACUAGCGCCUCCUCUGUACCAAACACGGAUGAUGAAGACAGCGACUACAAACACGACACCAAGGACUCGUAUAAAGACCGCAGAAGACAAGCGCACACGCAGGCCGAGCAGAAACGACGAGACGCCAUUAAGAAAGGCUACGAUGACCUGCAGUCCAUCGUACCCACCUGCCAGCAGCAGUCCGAAUUCGCCAUGGCCGCGCAGAAAAUCAGCAAAGCCACGGUGCUGCAGAAAACCAUAGACUACAUUCAGUUUCUUCAUAAAGAGAAGAAGAAGCAAGAAGAGGAAGUGUCCAUGCUGAGGAAGGAAGUGAUGGCGCUGAAGAUUAUGAAAACGAACUACGAGCAGAUCGUGAAGGCUCACCAGAACAACCCUCAGCAGGGCAGCGAGCAGGUUUCCGAUCAGGUGAAGUUCAGCGUGUUUCAGAGCAUCAUGGAUUCCCUAUUCCAGUCGUUCAUCACCUCAGUGUCCGUCAGCAGCUUCCAGGAGCUCUCGGCCUGCGUUUUCAGCUGGAUCGAGGAGCACUGCAAACCGCAGACGCUGAGGGAGUUUGUGGUGGGUGUCCUGAGGCAGCUGAAUGGCCAGCUUUAUUAACGGGCUGGACAGAUCUCUCACACUCAGGAUGUGGAGUUCAUCAAGACUUCAGGUUGCUGUACUUUUACCAACUCAACCAAAGGCACAGAUUAUUAUUAUUGUUAUUAUUAUUAUUAUUACAGGGCCACAAGUGCCUGUCACGCAAUGCAACACGUAAUGCACCGUGAGCCGCUUGCUUAUCGUCAGUGUGAGUGGUUAAGUGUUCGCUCAAGAGAUAAGUCAAAGGGGUUCGGAAUAUAAUUCUUGAAAUAUAGACAAUAUAGAGUUUAAUAAGCUUGUUUCUUAUUAAAGGUUACUUUGUGCGACAAAAAUACAAGUGCACGGACUGGGGGUGUGUUCCAGGUUCAGGCUUAAGGUUCAAUCACAUCCAAAUCCUGGUGUUACUAAAGCACAACCCACUCUUUGCUCAGAACUCAGUACUUCAGGCUCACUGGCCCACUACUGACUUAGAAAGCAUACAAGUCUUACCUCUUAUUUGUCUGACAGUGUUGUAGAACUAUGCUGAUUAACCCCGUAUCACCAUAUCCUCCAGAUGAUGACAUCUCGGGGUGAUACCGAUCUAAUCGCACAUCUGGGACACAUACAAGCAUUAUGAAUGUAAGUUCCAGAACCGUAGUUAAAGGGAUCGCUGGAACAGUUCCAAAUGGUAGCACCAGAACCCUAGCAAAAGGGCUCACUGGAACAGCUCCAAACGGUAGCACUGUACCCUUCUAAAAUGGAUCUCUGGAACAGUCCCAGAUGUGAGCUCCAGGUCUCUUAAUAGUGGGAUCUCUGAAACGGCCCCAGAUGUGAGCCUUGGGGCCGUAAAAAAUGUGAAAUCUCUGGAACAGUCCUAAGUGGUAGCCCCAGAACCCUAGCGAACGUAUAAAAUAUUCCUGUGAUGCUUCUGGUUUAUCAAACCAAACUUUUGACCUAUCAGCACCAAGCCUUAGUUAUUACAUGAAAGUGAAAUGCAGUUUUUAAAACAAUGUGCUUUUUGUUAUGUCUAGUGAUAGUAAACUCCACCCAAAGUGGACUCUUAAAGAGGAACUAAAAAAAAAGAUCUACAACCCAGAAAUUCCUUCAGAGGACAGUUCUUUAAGUUGCUGAGAAAUUGAAUAAAUUCACAGCCAAAUCUCACUAAAUGCAGUAUGUGUAUAUAAGAGCAGUGCUGUUUAAACAGCAUUAGCAUAUUUUAGCGGUGUCGAUCUCGAUGUGCAGGACGGAACGAGGAAUUGCUGAUCACGCCCACGCCACGUGACUCAGUACUGCUCGCCCAACACACCCCAGGUCCUCGUGCUGUUUAUCAGCAGAUCUAUAAACCAAUGCAAUAACGUCAGUGUUUAUUAUGCAUGUAAAGUGUGUGUGUGCGCUCGCUCUCUCGCUUACCUCCGAAUCGGAUUCUCUUUAUUACUCAGACCAGUUUACGGGUUUGAUCUCGAGAAUGUGACCUACGUCGAGCGGAUCGUUUGCGUGUUUGUUUGUUUUUUUUGUCCGUUACCUCGUAGCCAGAUCCCAAAGCACAACUUUCAUUUUUAAAAACGUAGCUAAUCGCAAAAUCGUACUAAUCCCAGAUUUUUGUUGUUAAAAAAAAAAAAAAAAAAAAGCACCGUGACUGUAAACUGUGAGGAAAAAAAAAACAAGCACAUUGAUUACUACUAUUUCAGGUGCCUUGAUUAUACCAUUACAUCUACGAGAGAGGAAAAAAAAAAAAGCAACAAAACCACUCAAUUUUUUUGUUUUGUUUAGUCAUCCAAAAAGUUUUGCUAAUCCAAUGUCAAGAGCUAGAAAAAUAAUUUUGGAAAAAAAAUAAAAAGGAAGGGUUGUGGAAUGGUACAAUACAAGCCAAUCAGGUUUUAGUAUGCAAUUCAAGUUACACAGGACAAUUUUACUAGCAGUAGGGGUGGGAUUGCAAUCUUGGGGGUGUGUCUAAUUUGCAUAUGUAUAGCGUUUUUUUUUUUUUUUUUCCCUAGAUCCGAGUUUUAGGCUGAAAAUGUGUGUUUCAAGUACAAAGAUUUUUUUUUUGCAUACAAGCCCAGUCCGGACUCAACACCGAAUGCUGUAUCUGAAUAAAAAGAUGAAAAUAAAAUGAGGAAACAUUCUCAGGAAAAAAAAAUAAUAAUAAUUACUCCGUACAUUCAGGACUCAUGUUUUAAAAUCAGUGCUGGGAGAAAAGGGACUCCGUCUUUAGCCAUAUUGUGGAUCGCAGCUCGACGCACUCGCUCUGUGCUUACGAUCUCAACCAUAGAUUAUUCUCGCUUGGAAUAUUUUUGUACCAAUGCUCUUUGUAUUCUGGGGGGAAAAAAAUAAACGUUUUAAUGUUGAAAAUUA